AUGGACUCAAAGGACGUCAUGGACUGUGGUCUUCAGGUGCAGACUGUCGCUGCAGACCAGAUGACCGGUGGAGGGGGGACUGACGGUUCUGUAGAACCACAGGACGGUGCUGGUGGACCCAGCGGCUCUGGGGCCUCUGGUUUUGUAGAACCACUGGACGAUGUUGGUGGACCCAGCGGUUCUGAGGCCUCUGGUUCUGUAGACCCACUGGACGAUGUUGGUGGACCCAGCGGUUCUGAGGCCUCUGGUCCAGCUGCUUCAGAACCAGAGUCCCGACGGGCCCCUGCUGCUCCGGACCCGGUCAGGACCCGGUGUGCUGAGCUGCUCCUCUCUGCUCUCUGCCCUGAAGCUCUGGAUCAGAACCGGGUGGCCCGGCUGGCCGCAGACAUCGAACAGCAGGUCCACGAGCUUCACGCACAGAACCGCCUCCGAUACAAAACCUGCGUGAGGAGCAAGGUGUCCAACCUGAGGACGGCCCCCCACCUCCGCCAGGGCCUCCUAGAGGGCUCCCUGCCCCCCAGGGUCUUCGCCCGCAUGUCUGCGGAGGAGAUGGCGGGUCCAGAGCUCCGGCGGCUGAGGGAGGAGUACUCCUCCCAGGGGGUGAGGGAGCGGCAGCUCCCCCGAGGCCUGGAGGGGACCAGGACUCAGGAGGUCCGCUGCAGGCGGUGUGGGGGCCGGGACUGCAGCCUGACCCAGGUGACCCGGGGGGCUCUCUUCUUACCUGCCUGGGUGAGGCGGGGGGGUCCCGACGAGGAGGCCAUGACCUUCCUCACCUGCAGGGGGUGUGGCCAGCAGUGGUACCACAGCGGCUGGACCUGCCUCUGAGCCCACGAGCCAAAACUGCUUCGGCUGAUUCCCACUAAACAUAAUGGAGGAUCAGAUCGUGUCUUCGUCGAGUCCGUCGGUCAAAGGCACGAUCUGGACGUGUCCACGACGUCUGACCAUGACCUCACCUGUAGGUCAUGACCUCACCUGUACGUCAAGAUGGAGCCUAAUGUUUGAACGUCAGACU
Molecule: messenger RNA, 1012 nt
Organism: Nematolebias whitei (Rio pearlfish)
Lineage: Eukaryota; Metazoa; Chordata; Actinopteri; Cyprinodontiformes; Rivulidae
Product: transcription elongation factor A N-terminal and central domain-containing protein
Exons: 2
Coding region: 1-825 (274 amino acids)
Biological process (GO): DNA-templated transcription
Cellular component (GO): nucleus
Source: RefSeq, a predicted model, not a curated record